GUAGAGUAGCGUUAGCUGCUAUCUGCUAGCCGUUAGCGGAUCACCGGGACUUCGCGGCCUGCAGACCCGGGGAACCGUUAGUGGGUCUGGCCGCCCUGAGAACUCAGUGGAGGAGCCGGUUGGAUCAGAACCAGCCGGUCCGAAGCAACCAAAUGAUUAAACCGUUAAGCUGCGACUAGAUCCGAGCAGAGCUAAACCCAUGGAGACCCUGAAUGAGACCCCCACUGUGCUACAGCCCCGCUGGAAGCGGGUUCUGGGCUGGACCGGGCCGGUUCCGCGGCCGCGGCACGGCCACCGGGCCGUGUCCAUUAAGGAGCUCAUGGUUGUGUUCGGAGGAGGGAACGAGGGAAUCGUGGAUGAGCUACACGUCUACAAUACAGCUACCAACCAGUGGUUCAUCCCGGCGGUCCGUGGCGACAUCCCGCCGGGCUGCGCCGCCUACGGCUUUGUGUGCGACGGGACGCGCCUGCUGGUGUUCGGAGGGAUGGUGGAGUACGGGAAGUACAGCAACGAGCUGUACGAGCUGCAGGCCAGCCGCUGGGAGUGGAAACGUCUGAAGGCCAAACCCCCAAAGAGAGGCCCACCCCCGUGCCCCCGCCUCGGACACAGCUUCUCCCUGAUUGGCUCCCGGUGUUACCUGUUCGGUGGCCUGGCCAAUGACAGCGAGGACCCAAAAAACAACAUUCCCAGGUACCUGAACGACCUUUACUGUCUGGAGCUGAGACCCGGCUCCACGGUGGUCAGCUGGGAGAUCCCGCCCACAUCUGGGCCGGCGCCGCCCCCCAGGGAGAGUCACACGGCAGUGAUGACGACCAAGGGCGGAGUCAGCAGGCUGAUCAUCUACGGCGGGAUGAACGGUUGCCGGCUGGGAGACCUCUGGGUCCUGGACUUAGAGUCUUUGGUGUGGAGCCAACCAGCUCUCAGUGGGACGCCGCCCCUCCCCCGCAGCCUGCAUUCUGCAACCGUCAUCAACAACAAGAUGUACGUGUUCGGAGGAUGGGUCCCUCUGCUGGGGGACGACAUCAAGAUGGGGACGCAUGAGAAGGAGUGGAAGUGCACCAACAAUCUGGCCUGCCUCAACCUCGAGACGAUGAGCUGGGAGACGGUUCUGAUGGACGGAGAUGAGGAGAACCUGCCCAGAGCUCGGGCCGGUCACUGCAGCGUGGCCAUCAACUCCAGACUCUACAUCUGGAGCGGCCGGGACGGGUACCGGAAGGCCUGGAACAACCAGGUCUGCUGCAAAGACCUGUGGUACCUGGAGACAGAGUGUCCAGUGGCGCCGUCCCGGGUGCAGCUGGUCCGGGCCAACACCACGUCCCUGGAGGUGAGCUGGGGUCCGUCUAAGACCGCAGACACGUACCUCCUGCAGCUGCAGAGGUACGACAUUCCAGCCGGCCCCGCCCCCGGUGCCGCCCCUCCUUCCCUGGCUCCACCCAGCCAGGCCGUCCCGGCGCCGGGUUCUACUCCUGGAAGCCCGUCGGCGGCAGACGCCAAAGGUCCGGCGGUCCUGAGGUUGGCAGCAGCUCCGAGUGCGGCAGGGGGGGGCGUCAGACUGGCCGCGCCAAAAACCCCUGUAACCAUGGCAACACUUCCUGCUGGUGUCCGUGUGGCGGUUCCUGCUCAGCCCAGUCAGGCGGCGAUAGGUAGCGGCCCUCAGAUGAGUGGCAUGGCGGCGCUGGCGGCGGCGGCAGCAGUGACUCAGAAGAUCCCUCCGUCCACGGCGCCGGUCCUCGGCCUACCAGCAGGGGGCGGCGCGGUGAAGAUUGUGAGUCUGGAACCGGUUACCAUGGUGGCGUGAGAUCGGAGCUCAUGGGUGAUCGCCUCCUCGCUUCCGUUUCAGGUGAACAACUCGGCAGCGCGUCUCCUGAAGACGGCCGCCGCUCAGGUGGGCGGGGCUUCAGUGGCGUCCGCUGCGGGGACUCCCAACCGGCCAAUCAUCACGGUGCAUAAGUCGGGCUCGGUGACGGUCUCCCCACAGCCUCAGGUGGUCACUACAGUGGUGGGCGGAGUCACAAAGACCAUCACCAUUGUCAACAGUCCCAUCAGCCUGGGAGGAGGCGGAGCCUUGAUCGGUAACCUUGGAAACCUGGGGAAGGUGGUGUCGAUGGUCCAGACCAGGACGGUCCAGAGCGGAGCGGUUACAGGUCAGGCUGGGAGCAGCCCGGUCUCUCAGAUCCUUCAGACGAAGGGCGCUCUGCCGGCGGGAACCAUCCUGAAGCUGGUGACCUCAGCAGAUGGGAAGCAGACGGCCAUCCUGAGCACGGCGCAGGCCGGCUCCACCGCCAACAAACCCACCAUCAUCAAGACCAUCCCACUAUCGGCUCUGCAGGGAGCAGCAGGUGGGAACAGUCCGAUUACCAUCCUGACCACCAAGGUGGGAACCGCGGGAACGGAGAGGUUGAUCAGUGCCGUCCCCAGGAUGUCUGCGGGCGUCCAGCAGGGCGUCACACAGGUGGUGUUAAAAGGAGCGCCGGGGAUGGGCGGUACCAUCCUCAGAACCGUCCCCAUGAGCGGACUGAGACUGGUGUCUCCAGCACCCGGCGGAAGCAGCCCUGCUGUCACCACGCUGGUCAUGAAGGGGACCUCAGGGGUCGCCAGUCUGAGCACAGCCGCAGGAAGCAUCUCCACUGCCAACGCCUCCUUGACCACACCCAUCACUACUCUGACGUCGCUGGCCAGCCAGGUUACCACAGCAACCGCCCCCACCUCAGGACCCAGACAGGUGACUCUGAUCACAACGCCAAGCGGUGCCGAGCCCCAACCGCUGGUCCAGGACCUGCCCGUCUCCAUCAUGGCCUCUCCGACGUCAGAGGAAACGGGGAAUACUACAGGAAGCACCACGACCACCAACGCUGAGGGAGACGCAGCCACAGUGACUCUGGUCUGCUCCAACCCACCGUGCGAGACCCACGAGACCGGAACCACCAACACCGCCACCACAGCUGGAGCUGGAGGACUCCGACAGGUGUGCUCCAACCCACCGUGCGAGACCCACGAGACCGGAACCACCAACACCGCCACCACAGCCACAGCUCAACAGAGUGGAGAAACUCCGCAAGGAGACUCCACAGACUCCGCCCCCUCAUCUGAUCCCGCCUCUGCUGUCAGUCACAGCACAGCAUUAACUACCGUAACGCAUGCAACGCCGGCCCCGGGUCCAGCAGUACCGGAAAUCUCCUCAUUGGUUGGAGCUGAGAGGAUGGAGACCUCAGAGACGCUCAUCAUGGUGCCACGAGAAGAGGAGGAGCCAACACUGACAGACAGCCAAUCGGGGGGCGUGGUGUCAUCGGGGGCGUCGUUGUUACAGGUUCAGAUGGCCUCCUCGGAUGAAGGUCUUCCUCAGCAACUGAUGUCAUCAGAGGGGGACGGAGGUGAGGAUGUCUCCAGGACGAUGACCCUUACGUUGACGCCAGGACUGGUCCAAGAUCAGCUGGCAGUUACUAUGGCGACCGGCGAAGGAGCCUCGCAGGUGGCGCUGCAAGCGGCUGGGCCCGUCGGUGAGGCUAACCAACCGAGCGAUCAGCCGUUCCGGAUCGUUCUGACGCCUCAGGAACUGGCGGCGCUGGUCCAGCAGCAGCAGGAAGCAGAGCCAGAGCCCAGCAGCGUUCCCACAGAGGGCCUCGCUCCGGCCGACAGCCUGAACGACCCGAGCGCAGAGAGCCACGGACACCAGCUGCCCACCUCAGCCGUGAUCAGCGCCGUCGCUCGAUUGGCCAGCACGUUUAGCCCCACCCCCACGAUGGCGGAGGGCCAGGCGAAGAGCACAGCUGUCACCACGCCCAUGGAGACGUCCAAUGGCAUUAGGGAACCUCCAAUUGAACAGCGAGUCAGGACAGCGCCGAAGGAGAACCCGUGGUUUGACGUCGGCAUCAUGAAGGUCACCAACGCUGUGGUAACACAUUACUACGUCCCCUACGACGACGGCGCGGUCGAGGAUUACGCGACUUCGGUGCCAGAUUAUAGUCAGAUGAGGCGGGUGGAGCUGCAGCCUGGCACUGCCUAUAAGUUCCGGGUCGCAGGGAUCAACAUCUGCGGCCGCGGCGCCUUCUCCGAGGUGUCGGCGUUUAAAACCUGCCUCCCUGGAUUCCCUGGAGCGCCGUGCGCCAUUAAGAUAAGCAAGAACCUGGACGGGGCCCAGCUGACCUGGGAGCCCCCGGCCGUCACCGCGGGAACCAUCACAGAGUACUCGGUGUACCUGGCCAUCCAGUCCAGCCAGGCCAAGUCGCCUGCUUCCGGCCCGGCCCAGCUGGCCUUCAUGAGGGUGUACUGUGGCUCGGACCCGCGCUGCCUGGUUCAGGCAUCCAGCCUGGCCAACGCCCACAUCGACUACACCACCAAGCCCGCCGUCAUCUUCCGCAUCGCCGCUCGGAACCAGAAGGGCUACGGGCCGGCCACGCAGGUCCGAUGGCUACAAGAAACCAGCAAGGACUCCAAAGCAGCGUCCAAGAGAAGCGGACCUUCUCAGGACAUGUAGGAACCGGCAGACGAUACCAGAAUCCCACCAGACACAGAAACUACCAGAACGUUCUGGUUUCAUUUUGACCAGAUCGAUGCAAGGCGGCGCCGAUGGUCGGAACCCAACCAGUUCUGCGAUGAUCCAGUUGGUUCUUAAAACACGACAAACUGACGGUUCUAAAGGUUCUGAAUGAACGUGGCUAUCGAGGACCGACCCAACUCCAGGUUCAGGUUCUGAGCUGGUCAGAGGCAGAGCGGUUCUGGUCUGUUUGGGUUCCUGAUUUUAAACGAUGAGAACAGAAGCUGAAUAUUCCUGAAUGUUGGACUGUUGUUCCGUUGAUCCGUUCCCUUCAGAACUCACAGAAUCCGGAGCUGAGGUGGGCGGGGCUAAAGGACAACAGGAGCGUUGAGGCUCAGUCUGCUGGGUCAGAACUCUGGCUGUGGUUUGAGUUCUGGUGUUUAGUGGGCGGAGCCUCAGAUGGUUGGGAUGCCUUCAAUAUGGGGAGGGACUUAGAGGGGGGGCUUCAAUGUGG
Messenger RNA from Cyprinodon variegatus (sheepshead minnow), 4988 nucleotides. RefSeq names its product host cell factor 1-like (gene hcfc1b). Gene Ontology annotation, biological process: regulation of DNA-templated transcription; chromatin remodeling. Gene Ontology annotation, molecular function: protein binding; transcription coactivator activity. Gene Ontology annotation, cellular component: histone methyltransferase complex. The record is from RefSeq and is a predicted model, not a curated record. NCBI's taxonomy places the organism in Eukaryota, Metazoa, Chordata, Actinopteri, Cyprinodontiformes, Cyprinodontidae.